This is a messenger RNA of Nylanderia fulva, 1441 nucleotides long. The record is from RefSeq and is a predicted model, not a curated record. Lineage: Eukaryota; Metazoa; Arthropoda; Insecta; Hymenoptera; Formicidae.
AAUGGAGUAAAAUAAUAAAAAAACAAAAAGAUCUUCCUGACCCUUCUUGCGAUUGUUACGUUAAAUGUUGGUGUAAACAUGAUAUAAAAUUUUAUGAUAAAGCAGUACUGCAUAUGUUUGGCUCAGAAAUCAAUUCUUUAGAUUUGCUCCUUGAUUCUGAUGACAAUAUGGACGAAGUGAAUUCCGUUUUAAGACAAAUCGUAAACCAAACGAAGGGAUACAUUUAUUAUCCUGAGGGAUUAGCCGAAAUGACAUUUACUGGAAACGAUUUUAUUUUGAUGAGCUUUAUGAGUGGCAUAUUCCGUAAACUAUCGUUCCAUCAAACUGACGCACCAAAUAUAUCGACUAUUAGAAACAAUGAAGUUAUAAACUACUACCAUGAAGGACUGAGCAUGUAUGUGAUGGACAUACCCUAUAACAAUGCCAACAUUUCGUUAUUUACGUUCCUACCUGCAGCGUUAAGCUCAGGUAAAUGGAAGAUCAUUGAGAACAUCAACAGGAAUGAUCUUCUCUAUUUGACCCAACGAAUGUCGACCGACGAAGGAAUGAACAACUUGCGCGAGCUGUUAAGAAACAGUAGAACAUUGAAGUUUGUCAUAAAAGAAUUUACAUGUUCCCAAAAUGUUUGUUUAUCUUUCGAGGUGGAGAAAAAUGUGCCAGUCCGUGAUCUAUUAAAAUCAUUAGGCGUCGAAGAAUUGAUAACGUCCGAAAUGCUCGAAUUGCAAACUAAAUGCCGAAAAUGCCUACCGUUGAAAAUUAAUUGUCCCAAGGUGCACAUCAACAAUGUUGCGCACCGUUCUCACAUAAGAGCCACAAGAGAUGAUGUGAUUCUAGGCGCAGUGACUUUGAUCCAUUCCGGUGGAGACGCCUCUCCGGAUGGCAAAAUAGAAGACGUUAAAUGGUGUAAUAUACCUUUCGUCUGGCUGAUCUAUGACAGACUGCAAGAAGAAAUCCUCUGUGUCGGCAGCUUUAAUAAUAGUACCUGCCCAAAUUCUCAAAUUGUACCGAUAGAUAUAUAUCAGUCAGGUCCAUCAGGCGUUCCGCCAACGAAAAAGCAACGGCUCGCCUAGAUUUAAAAACCUUUUGGAAAUUCUAGAUUGAGAAACAAAUUCUUUCAAAAAAGUAGGUGUUUAAAAAAUGGUUUUUUUAUUAAUUUUUUAAAUAUUGAAUAUCCGACCAUCGCAGUUUAAUGCGAAAUAGUUUAUGGGGUAAAAUGUAAAAACAAGUUUGACAUUCUUAACGAAGAUUAUAAGUUUGGAAUUUCGUAAAUCUAUUAUGCACUAUGAAAAACGAAUUAUAUAACAGAUCUGUAGUUGCUGCAUAAUGAUAUGUAAUUAUGUGAUAAGUUUUUAUUUCUUCUUAUGAUUCAACAUUUUGAUGAUUCAAAUUGACAUGCAUUAUAUUUUGUGCGCAACAUAUUUUAUGAACAAUUUCUGCUAAC